This is a messenger RNA of Juglans regia (Persian walnut), 4352 nucleotides long. RefSeq names its product regulator of nonsense transcripts UPF2. NCBI's taxonomy places the organism in Eukaryota, Viridiplantae, Streptophyta, Magnoliopsida, Fagales, Juglandaceae. The transcript is spliced from 18 exons. The coding region runs from base 274 to 3861 and encodes 1195 amino acids. Gene Ontology annotation, molecular function: protein binding; RNA binding. Gene Ontology annotation, biological process: nuclear-transcribed mRNA catabolic process, nonsense-mediated decay. Gene Ontology annotation, cellular component: exon-exon junction complex; cytoplasm. The record is from RefSeq and is a predicted model, not a curated record.
CAACUCAAUCUCAACUCUUGGGCUCGGUCAUCUCUCUCUCUCUCUCUCUCUCUCUGCUGUGUUAUUCACUGUGUAGUGCCUUCGUUACCCUUCGGGCGCUACUUCGUUGAAAUCCCGCAUCAGUUAAAACCCUAACUUCACCACCUGCGAGCAUAGGCACGCAGAACGACACGGGCGCUCACAUAUACGCCUAUUCUCAUUAUAUUCAGGCCAGAUCCGGUUGCGAAUGUCAUACACGUACAUAGGAAUAUAGUCAUUGACACAAAUAAGAAGAUGGAUCACCAUGAGGAUGAAUGCCGUGCUCGAGCUGAAAAUCAUAGCAAGCAAGAUGAUGAGGAAGCUGUUGCCCAUCUUGAGGAAAUUAAGAAAUCAAUGGAGGCAAAAAUGGCUCUUCGUCAAAGCAAUUUGAAUCCUGAAAGGCCUGAUUCAGGAUUUCUUAGGACAUUGGACUCCAGCAUUAAACGUAAUACGGCAGUUAUUAAAAAGCUAAAACAGAUAAAUGAAGAGCAGCGUGAAGGUCUGAUGGAAGAGUUGCGGAGUGUCAACCUAAGCAAAUUUGUCAGCGAAGCUGUUACAGCUAUUUGCGAUGCCAAGCUUAGAACAUCAGAUAUACAAGCAGCGGUGCAGAUCUGCUCUUUGCUUCAUCAAAGGUACAAAGAUUUCUCACCAAGCCUGAUUCAAGGACUAUUGAAGGUAUUUUUUCCUGGAAAGUCUGGGGAUGAUUUGGAUGCAGACAGGAACUUGAAGGCCAUGAAAAAGCGCAGCACACUGAAACUCCUUUCGGAACUUUACUUUGUUGGAGUUAUAGAAGACAGUGGCAUUUUCAUGAAUAUCAUUAAGGAUCUCACUAGCUUAGAACAUUUAAAGGACAGGGAUACUACUCAGACAAAUUUGACCCUUCUUGCUAGUUUUGCUCGACAAGGAAGAAUUUUCCUGGGACUUCCACUCUCUGGACAAGAGAUUCAUGAAGAGUUUUUCAAGGGCCUUAACGUCACAGCAGAUCAAAAGAAGUUCUUCAGGAAGGCAUUCCAUACAUAUUAUGAAGCUGCAGCUGAACUACUUCAGUCUGAGCAUGCUUCCCUCAAUCAAAUGGAGCAUGAAAAUGCUAAGAUCCUCAGUGCUAGAGGAGAGCUCAAUGAUGAAAAUGCCGCUUCAUAUGAAAAGCUACGAAAAUCUUAUGAUAUUUUGUACCGCAAUGUCUCAUCUUUAGCAGAAGCACUUGAUAUGCAGCCUCCAGCAAUGCCAGAGGAUGGUCACACAACUAGGGUUACUACUGGGGAGGGUGCUUCACCUCCUGCUUCUGGGAAAGAUUCUUCUGUUCUAGAAGCUAUAUGGGAUGAUGAAGAUACCAGGGCUUUCUAUGAAUGCUUACCUGAUCUUAGAGCAUUUGUACCAGCAGUAUUAUUGGGAGAAGCAGAUCCCAAAGCGAAUGAGCCAUCCAUGAAGAUGCAGGAGCAACAUACUGAACCGACACCUGAAUCAGACCAAGAUCAACAAGCCACCCAAGAUGCAGCAGAAGUUUCUUCAGACUCUGGUGCUUUGCAGGAGGGAAAAAGCAUAGACAAAGGAAAGGACAAGGAGGAAAAAGAUAAAGAAAAGAUUAAAGAUUCGGACAAAGAGAAAGGAAAAGAAAAGGAUGCAGAUAAAAAGGGAGAAAAUGAAAAGGAGAAACUAAAAGGUCUUGAAGGCACAAAUUUGGAGGCUUUAUUACAGAGGCUCCCAGGUUGCGUGAGCCGUGAUCUUAUCGAUCAACUGACUGUGGAAUUUUGUUAUUUAAAUUCAAAGUCAAAUCGGAAAAAACUUGUAAGGGGGUUGUUUAAUGUCCCACGGACAUCUCUGGAACUUCUACCGUACUACUCACGCAUGGUUGCCACACUGUCAACUUGUAUGAAGGAUGUCUCUUCCAUGCUUUUACAGAUGUUGGAGGAGGAAUUUAACUUUUUAAUUAAUAAAAAGGAUCAAAUGAACAUCGAAACAAAAAUAAGGAAUAUUAGGUUUAUUGGAGAACUCUGCAAGUUUAAAAUUGCACCUGCUGGCCUUGUUUUUAGCUGUUUGAAGGCUUGUCUAGAUGAUUUCACUCACCACAACAUUGAUGUUGCUUGCAAUCUUCUUGAGACAUGUGGCCGUUUUCUCUAUCGGUCACCUGAAACUACAAUACGGAUGGCUAACAUGUUGGAAAUAUUGAUGCGCUUGAAAAAUGUCAAAAAUCUGGAUCCUCGCCAUAGCACUCUUGUAGAAAAUGCUUACUACCUUUGCAAACCACCUGAAAGAUCUGCACGAGUCGCAAAAGUUCGUCCUCCAUUACAUCAGUAUAUUAGGAAAUUACUAUUUUCAGAUCUUGAUAAGACCACCAUUGAGCAUGUCCUGAGGCAACUUCGCAAAUUGCCAUGGAGUGAUUGUGAGCCAUACCUUUUAAAAUGCUUUAUGAAGGUUUACAAGGGGAAGUAUGGUCAGAUUCACUUAAUUGCUUCUCUCACUGCUGGUUUGAGUCGCUAUCAUGAUGAAUUUGCUGUGGCUGUUGUUGAUGAGGUUUUGGAGGAGAUUAGGGUGGGGCUAGAAUUAAAUGACUAUGGGAUGCAACAAAGACGCAUUGCCCACAUGCGAUUCUUAGGGGAGCUAUACAAUUAUGAGCAUGUAGAUUCAUCUGUUAUUUUUGACACACUUUAUUUGAUUCUUGUCUUCGGCCAUGGCACUCCAGAGCAAGAUUCACUAGAUCCACCAGAAGAUUGUUUCCGCAUCAGGAUGAUUACUACUCUUCUCGAAACCUGUGGGCACUACUUUGACAGAGGCUCUUCCAAGAGGAAACUUGAUAGAUUCUUAGUACAUUUCCAGAGGUAUAUUCUCAGCAAAGGUGCACUGCCUCUGGACAUUGAAUUUGACUUACAGGACUUAUUUGCUGAACUAAGGCCUAACAUGACUAGAUACUCUUCCGUUGAGGAAGCGAAUGCAGCUGUAAUAGAACUUGAGGAGCAUGAACAUAGUGUUUCUGCUGACAAGGCCAAUAGCGAGAAGUACUCUGACUCAGAAAAUCCUUCAAGCAGGACUACUUCCAAUGCCAACUCAGUGAAUGGAAAGAGCAUUGGGAAUGGCACCGAGGAAAAUGGUAGAGUGCAUGAAGACAUUGGGGACAGUGAUAGUGAUUCGGGGAGUGGCAGUAUAGAUCCUGAAGGACAUGAAGAGGAAGAGUUGGAUGAGGAGCAUCCUGAUGAUGGCUCUGAUAGUGAAGAUGAGGAUGAUGAUGACGGGGUUGGACCUGCUUCUGAUGAAGAUGAAGUUCACGUUAGGCAGAAAGUCACAGAGGUGGACCCACAGGAAGAAGCCAAUUUUAUGCAGGAGCUUAAGGCUGUAGUGCAGGAGAGCAUGGAACAGCGACGUCAAGAGUUGCGAGGUCGACCUGCAUUGAAUAUGAUGAUACCAAUGAAUGUGUUUGAGGGGUCCACGAAGGAUCAUCAUGGAAGGGGGGGUGUUGUCGGGGAGAGUGGUGAUGAGGCAUUAGAUGAGGAGGCCGGAGGAAGCAAGGAGGUUCAGGUGAAAGUUCUUGUGAAGCGUGGUAACAAGCAACAAACGAAGCAGAUGUACAUCCCUCGGGAUAGUUCACUCGUGCAGAGCACAAAACAGAAAGAAGCAGCUGAGCUUGAAGAGAAACAAGACAUCAAAAGGCUGGUACUGGAGUAUAAUGACAGAGAAGAAGAAGAGCUUAAUGGAUUGGGUACCCAAACAAUGAACUGGUCACAUGGUGCGGGCAACAGAGGUUCCAGCCGCGGCAACACUUGGGAUGGAACUGGUACUAGGGCUAGUGGAUCACGUCAUCGGCAUCAUAAUUACUCAGGCAGUGGACUCUAUUACAGCAGAAAAAAGUGAGAAUUUUGUGUCACAGUGCUACAAAGUUGGCACUCUUUUCAUGAGCUUCAAGAAUUCUGCAAAUGUGGUUCAUCGAUCACAAACAUCAUUCGAUGCUCCUAUGCAAUGGUGAAGAUCCCAUGCAUAUUUGUGCUAUCCUCAGCCUUUUUUCUCGAUAUAUAUGGCAAGGAUUAAAUCAGACUUCUUAUCAGAAGGUAGUGCUUGUGGGGAGUGAAGAUAUACACACACAAGAAAAAAAGAAAGAAAGAAAGAAAUGCCUGACUUAAAAAAAGCUGGGAUAUGAAGUUGCGGGUAUGAUUUGUGAAGUGUAGCGAUUUGAAAAUACCUUUGGAACUGUUCUGUAAUUACAUCUGAAGCAUCUUUGACCAAAAACUCCUGCGUUUGUAUAUUUGUGAAUAUGUAAGGGACUCGAUGUGACUAAUUUGCCGUGCUAUUGUUCUGAAGAGUAGUAAUACUAAUAUUAUAUAUGUAUGUAUGUAUGUAUGUAUGCA